AUGGACUUCUACGACAUCCGAUCGGAACUCCCGGCUUGGAGCAUGGACGAGCAAAGCGGGACAGAGCUCAUGGUCCCGGUCAAUGGCUCCAUGGUCGACUUUGGUGACGAGCUAGACUUUCAAGUCAUUGCAGACCAGGGGAAUUUGCCGUUUGACACCAAUUCCCACGACUUCGCGUUACAGGGCCCCCUCGCCGGAUUCAGAUACCAAGGAAACACCAGCGAGAAUCUCGACCCGCACUUUGGCUUUGUCGAUUGCGGGCUCAACCAGUCGGCUGUGGAUGGCUAUAGGAGUACAUACGCAUUACCAUGUGGCAACGACGCCAACGCUGGGAACGGGCUCCCAUCUGAUGAGCUCGCCGACAUGUUGGAGUCGCUACGCCUCGACGAGCCUAUUGGGAUUACACAGAACAAUAGCAGUCGCCUCAUACCUCUGCCCAACAGCAAACGCGGCGAUUCUCACCGCGUUCUCAGCGCUGAGACGUCUUUGGCACCUGCAUCGGCCAUCAAGGGAUUCAAGAGAACCAUGUUGCCACGGCUUCGGGCGUUGUUUCCGGAAUCUGCUGUCAGCCAUAGCUCGCAGCUCACACUCUCCGAUCUCUCGCGGUACAACACCAGAUGGCUCACUUCUGUUGGCGUCAAUGGAUGCGUUGGUCAGUACCGCGUUGCUCCGGUCACCAAAGCGGUGUACAACUACCUCAAACUUCCAAUGAUGACCUUACUGGAAAGAGAAUCGCGAACGAUAGCUGAACAAAGCUUGCUUCUUGACAUGCCGUACAGUCAACCACUGGCGGAGACUUUUUUCCGUGGAGCAGUUGAGCUCGGGGACAUCGAGGCGGUGGAACGUCUCCUGCGAUGCUCCAGGUUUGAGAUUUGUCCAAACGACCAGAAAAUCAUUGUCGACAAUCACAGCUACACUGCCAUCGAGCGUGCGGCUUUCCUGCAGCACUUCAGGCUGACUCUGUUGUUGGCGAGCUACGGCGCAGAUCUCAACAAGUCGUAUCGAAAGCCGGGCGGAAGUUUCAAAUUGCACAGAAUACCCAUACUGAGACCAAGUCACCGGGCCCAAGUCACCGGGGCCGUCGCAAAUGCUAUAGACGGCCAUGACAUGCCGUCCAGUAUCGGCUCUAGCCUCGUUGGAGCUCUGCUUGAUCGUGGGGCGACCGUGCGUUCCGAGGGGCUGAAAAAGGUUGCAGCGACCGAGGACCAUGUCAUGAUGGAGGUGCUCCUUCAUGGUGGUCUACGGCAACAUCUACAUGAGUGGGCCAGCAACCGAUUCCUGCAUGCUGCAUUCGCUACUUUACCCUUGGCUAGUCUGAUCAAGAUCGUGACACAGCUGCUCACAUACGAUUUUGACUUCACCGAAAGACGUUACGAGUUUACGCCGGAAAUACUUUUCGACUGGUGUGGAAAGGACCAUCCCCCUCGACUAAUUGAUAUUGCGUCUCUCCGCGGCUUCGAUUCGAUCGUCGGAUGGCUGCUCGACUGCAACGCUCCGAUUACUUCCGAUACCAUGGUGGCAGCUGUGUCUAGUCUCAAUGCAGAUCUGGUGCAGCUCUUGCUUCAGCGGGUGCCGGCUGCGAAUGCUUUCUCGACUCAUUUCUGUACCACUCCUCUCGCGGAGUCUGUCCGGAUUCGAAGUCACGACAUUUAUUCGAUGCUCAGCAAGCUAUCUGACACGAUGGCGAUGGAUCGAGAUUCGAAGACCGCACUCUUGAUUGCGGCUGCAGAGGCUGGGGAUAUGGUGAUCGUCAGCCGGUUGACUCGGCCACAAUCCCACUGCGGCGUUGAAGCUAUGGGCUACGCGCUCUUUGCGGCUGUGACUGCGGACCAGACCGACUCCGCUGUGGUACUCUUGGAAGCAGGGGCCACGACCGAUCCGGAAGAGUUUGUAAGCGACCGGAGCGCCUUCACUCUCUACGGCCCCGGGUACUAUGAAUUGAUGGACAUGAGACCACUAAAAGCUGCAGUCGCCCACCAAAACAAGGCGCUGGUUCGCACACUGCUUGACCAUAACGUUUGCUGGAGUGACUGCCUCGCGCCCGCGGUAGAGUGGGGAGAUCGUGCUGUCAUCUCUGAUCUGCUGUUUGCACGAACCUAUCAUUCUUCGUUAAGAUAUGGAGAUAGGGCAGAUGAAGCUGAGGCUCUCGCCGCCGCCGUUCGAGCCCGAGAUCUGGGCCUGCUUCGACAAUUACUUGAACAUGGCCUCUGCAUUAAUGCCAAUUCGCCUACUGCCCACCGGAAAUGCGCGUCUGCGUUAUCUGUGCAGCUCAACGAGACCGAGAUGUUGAGCAUGAUAGUCGCGUUUUGGCCUUCCCAGCUCGGCCCUGCCCUCACCUGCGCAGUGGAAUAUGACAAGUUGAAAGUGUUCGAUCUACUGGAGCCGUCGAUCAAGACUGCACGACCUCAGGAAAUUGGCCGACUCACCCGCCACGCAAUUUGUCUUGCGAUUCGGGAAAACAAAUCGGAGUUCGUUCGCCGCAUUGUCAACUUGGGCGGUGACUAUGGUGCCGGCGAUUUUACCAUUGCCUAUCAGUUCCAAGAACUUGGCUUCGUCUUCAUCCCACUUGCAGAAGCAAUUCGCAAAGAUCAUGGGCAAGAUCUGGACAUGGUGAAGCUUGUACUUCGUGCCAAGCACGGAUCCAUCGACCGGUGCCUUAAGAUGCAUCCCUGCGACGAGAAUCUCGGAGAACCUGCGGACCAUCGGUCGAUUUCCUUAAACGCUUUGCUCCUAGCGAUCACGACUGGCAACGUGGACAUGGUAGCACUAAUCAUCAGUUGUGGUGCCAAUGUGAAUCUCCCUGCUUUCCGGGGAGUGAGACGAACUCCUCUGCAAGAAGCGGUUGUAUGCGGCCAUCACGACAUUGUGAGCCUGCUCAUCGCAUCAGGGGCAGACGUCAAUGGAAAGCCAUGUCAGCGAGCAGGCCGCACAGCUUUCCAAUAUGCCGCGAGCGCGGGAUUUAUUGGACUAGCACAGCUGCUGAUCAGGCAUGGCGCGGACAUCAGAGCCCCAGGAGCGUCGGUGAACGGGAGAACAUCCAUCGAAGCAGCAGCUGAAGAUGGCCGAUUUGACAUGGUGACCUACCUUCUCAGACUUGGAGACUGGCCUGAGGGCCAGCUUGAGAAAUCCAGCCGCUAUGCCGCGGACAAUGGCCACAAUGCUGUCGCCAAUUUGGUCCAGUCUGCAUUGGUUCUCACCAGAGAUCAAAGCAUGACGAAUUGGGAUACGUCGCCAUUGCACAUGACGGCUCAGUACGGCGCCGAGCAGUCAAGUCGGAUCGAAGAGAUCCUGGAACCCGAUUCCGUCCUCUGCGAGCGUGCAAUGUCAACGGACUUCAUGCCGGUCGCACAACUUCCACAGAUACCUGAUCAAGCUAUGGAGCAUGAAUUCGUUGCACCAACCCAACAACGAGCGGACGAAUCACAGGAGCAACUCAUCAGCGCUGAAACGACAUCUACGAACGAAACACAAGACCCGGAACGACACCAUGCAGUUCAAUUGCGACUUCUGCGACAAGAAGACCGCCAGGAAGGAUACCAUGAAGCGGCAUCAAGCGACGCACAACAAGGAGGGAUAUCUGGAUUGUGA
Molecule: messenger RNA, 3588 nt
Organism: Zymoseptoria tritici IPO323
Lineage: Eukaryota; Fungi; Ascomycota; Dothideomycetes; Mycosphaerellales; Mycosphaerellaceae
Exons: 2
Coding region: 1-3588 (1195 amino acids)
Molecular function (GO): protein binding
Source: RefSeq, a predicted model, not a curated record